GUAUGUAUGUAUAUUAUAUGGAGCUUUGGCACUGGAAAGGGCAGAAUUUUGAAUGACGAAAACAAAGCAUAAUCACCCUGUAAAAGCCAGUAGGAAUAAAAAUACACAAGUAGUUUUACAAGUAUAGAAUUGUUGUCACUCCAAAAGCAUUCCUGCCUUCUGAGUGGGUGGAAAGGCUGUGUAGCUAUGAUCUUUAAUACACAAAUAGAUCCUAUCAGUUUCCAAGGAAAUGAGAUAUCUCUUAAGCAAAGGUUGGGAGCAUUUAGAGAACUCUAAAUUACGGAGCCAUGAUUUGCAUAUUCCCUUUUACCUCUCAGGUAACUUGUUUCCUUCCCUUCCCUCCCCACCCCCCAUCCAAUGAUGUAUGUUUAACAAUAUUCCAUUUUGGGUGGGGGAAACAAAUUUACUAGCAAGGGCACUUAAACUGCCCUAUGCUACUUAGGGGUGAAAAAGGGGGCAGUUUUGUAACCUAGCAUUUCUUUAAAGUGAAAAAUUCAACAUAUUCUGAGCAUGUCUUAUUCUGUGCAGGGUAAAGUGAUAGUUAAUUUUCAUAAUUAAGGCUUGUUCUGUUGUUGAUCUGCAAGAUCUGGGGGGAAGUCCUACCACGGAGACAUUUCUAAAAUCCAGCCUGCGGCGGGUUGGGGGGUAUUAUGAGGAAUAUUCCCCACAUGUUCCCUCACCCCCUUUACAAAAACCGGUAGGAUUUUAUUCUUUUAUUUUUUCCUUACACAUAUGUCUUUUUCGGCGGGGGGAAGAAAGGGGGUCGGUUGAUCCUUCUCACCAUCCUGACUCUUUUGCUCCUAGUUUCGAGAUCACACAAACAACAACCAACAACAACAACAAUGCACACACAUACACACACAAAUUGGAUACAUUUUGAAAAAGCUUUUGGUUCCUUAUCCGGGGACUAGGCUGGCUGGUGUGAUUGGACAAGGGAGUCACAUGGUGAAAGUAACUUUACGGGGUCGCCAGCUUGUAGGAGGGCUUUAUGGAGCAGAAAAACGACAAAGCGAGAAAAAUUAUUUUCCACUCCAGAAAUUAAUGAUCAUGAGCUCCUAUUUGAUGGACUCUAACUACAUCGAUCCGAAAUUUCCUCCAUGCGAGGAAUAUUCGCAAAAUAAUUACAUCCCAGACCACAGUCCGGAAUAUUACAGCCGGACAAGGGAGUCCAGCUUUCAGCAUCAUCACCAAGAAUUGUACCCACCACCAAGACCAAACUACCCAGAGCGCCAAUACAGCUGUGCCAAUAUUCAAGCUCCCGGCAACCCAGCCGCGCACCAAAGGGGACAUGGGCAAACUCAAGGAGGCCACCACCUCUCAGAGAAACCGCAGCAGUUGUGUGAGCAGACUGCUCUUUCCAGUUCCUCCACCUCUCCUUCCCCAGCCCCUACAGCCUGCAACCAGCCAAACCCUGAGCAUCUUAACAGCACAGCUUCUAAGCAACCUAUAGUCUAUCCAUGGAUGAAAAAAAUCCACGUCAGUACUGUGAAUCCCAAUUACAAUGGAGGCGAGCCCAAACGUUCCAGGACUGCGUAUACAAGACAGCAGGUCUUGGAGUUGGAAAAGGAGUUUCACUAUAACAGGUACCUGACAAGGCGACGGCGCAUCGAAAUAGCUCACUCCUUGUGUCUCUCGGAAAGGCAGAUCAAAAUCUGGUUUCAGAACAGGCGGAUGAAAUGGAAAAAAGACCACAGGCUGCCCAAUACCAAAGUCAGAUCCUCGACUCCAUCUAAUUCAUCGGCGGGCACCAUUGCUGCUGGUAACGCGGCCCCCAGCGAGGAACUAUCACCGAGUACAGCUCAGGAUCAGCGAGCAGAGGAUAUCACAAGGUUAUAAACAAUAUCACACACACACACAAAAUUGACUCUGAUUAUUUAUAGAAUCUAAUAUAUAUAUAUAUAUUUUGGUUCUUUUCUUGUAGUUUUCCUGUGCGUAUAAAAAACAAUGAGGUCUUCUGUAAGACCACAGGCUUAAAUGCAUGUAACAUAGCAUGAAGCCAGGUGACCGAGUACCUGCAGGUUUUUUUACGCCAUUUCAGGGUUUUAUUUAUUUUUUAAGGGGUAAGGAGGGGGGGGGGAGAGGUCAACGUUCUGUUAGAUGAAUUUAAUGAACAAAUAAGAAUAAUCAAAAAGAAGGAGAAUGUAGGUAUUGUACCCCCUGCAUUACAAAUGCACAAUGAUCUGCCGAGAAUAAAAUGGAGCAUUGAAAUUCUUUUGUAUAAAUGUGAAAAAAAGCUAAAAAAAAUCAUGAUUCAAAAGAAAAAAAAUCACACAAACCAGGUUGAGCGAAUAAUUGGUUGAAAUUUUGAGAAGCGGGGAAAAAAGAAAAGGGAAGGAUAGUGACAUAUUUAAAAAAAAGAGCAAGGUUUAAACAAAGUCAGUAGCUAGGUUUUUUGUCGUGGUUAUUUGUGUUUUUGGACUGAUUUUACAUGAUCAUUGUAAACUUGCAAUAAAGCGUUUUAGUGUGUAUGUGAAAGUCCCAGUGUUCAAUAAACCAGUGAGUGUGAAUUAGUUUUACUUUAAUGUCUGGUGGCUUAUUUUACUCUCAACAUUCCCCUUGCCCUAAAAAAAUAGAAUAAUAAUCCUGGGAUUGUGGCAUUAAUUCCAUGUGCAGGAGUUACUGCUUAAAUUAAGUCUAAACAAACCUAAAAAUAACUCCGUAUUUUAGAUUUUUAUGACAUCACAACUUGGUCAAUGUAUUUCAAUCUCUGAAUCUCUUAGUCAAACAUAUACUGGGAGGGGGAGAGGGGAGGAAUCUUGUUUUGAGAAAGGAACAGUGAUGUGUGUUUGGGUUAGAAUAUCAUUCAUCUGUCUCUGUUUCCCCCCUAUUUAAUAUAAGGGUUUUCUGUUUUUUUCCCUUUCUCUACACUUCUGUUGUUUUGUUGUUGUUGCAAGAUUAUGUGAACUGGUUCAUUCAUAAAAGCCAAUAGGUUUCUUCUAAUCUUCUUCCAAAGACAGUAAAAGCUUUGGCAAAAAGGCAUUCUUGCUCUUGGACUUUGAAUAAAUGAUCCAAACUGAGAGUUACAUGGAUAGUUUAGCAAGAAAUUUGUCCCACAACUGAAGGUUUGUUUACUUUCCUGGAAGGAUGAGAUAACUGUAAGAAAGAGUUGUGUGCAAAUGGGGAAGUUAUACAUAGCUGUUUUCUAGGCCCCAAUCUUUUGCAACUUUGCAGCAUGUUCCUUUUCAGAACUACUGUCCCAGUCUGAAAUAACAUAGGGGUGCCAGAUUUUCAGGUAGGCCUGUUUAAAGACAUUUAUUCUUCAAGCAUUUAACACUAUCCCAAUGCCUUGCAUUAGGAUAGUUGGCCAGUUGAUUAGAUCUCUUUAACCCACCCCAGAAUAGAGAUUAUCAAAUCUGAAUGAAGGGGAUUAGGAUAGGGGAUCUUUCUGUUACCUUUAUUUUUAUUUUUAUUUCAUUGUUUUUGUUGGCUCUCAGAAACAUGUAUAGCCUUCCCUUAAACAAAUAAUGGUCUCAGAACCUAUUGUGAUAGCUAGUGAGAGAGAUCCUGAAAGGGGAACAUAGAUUAUUAUUACUAUUUAUAAUACAUCAUGUACCUGUAAAGCUCAUCAGUUCUUUAUACUCCUGCUGAUCGACAUUAAUAUAAGAGUGAGAAUGGAGAAAAAUGUUGCCAUCAAGUCUAUAGUUCUCUUUAAACAUUUCCCCCUCCAAGCAGAGGAAUGUGUUAUGAGUUGGUUGUAAUUUUUUCUCUCCCUCUGAUUCCUUGCCUGUAACAGACAAUCUCACACACUUUACCAGUAAAAAAAAAUAAAGGCAUUUAAAUUCUUUUUAUAUAUAAUAAAGUGAAUUAGCUAGCUAAUCUGUAACAAAGCAUCCUCCAAAGGGAAAAAAGAGAGCCUUUACUCGAGGUUAGAGACACUGGCUUCAGACACAUCCACCAUGCAUAUACAUUGUAAAGAAAACAAAGGCUAAAAGUCCUAACCUUGUAAUAAUGGUGCUGCUACAAAGUUGAACUGGCAAUUCAUAGCCAAGUAACGUGUAUGUGUUCAUCAGUAGAAAUCUACAUGUGCUAGUUCUGCAGACUAAACUAAGGCUAGUGGGGGUGGGCUGGGUGGAAAUAUUUCUGUUUAAAGCUUGAUCCACUCCCCCCCUUCCCUUUUUGCAAAGUGCAUCAUAACUUGAUGAAUUAUAACGGGGUGUUCUGAGAGGGCACUGGCUCUGAAUGCGAUAAGACUUUUUUGUUGUGUGUGUGUUCUCUCUCUGAGUGUCUGAUGAGGAAGCAAAGGAAACAUUAAUCACAUUUUCAACUAUAUAGUCUGCAUAUUCAGUAAUAAAAAAAUCACAUUUAGGUAUAUGCCUUUUCGUUCUUGUACCUACUUUUCUGUUCAGGUUCUUUGCUCUGAGACUAACUUUACUUUUUCACCUCAUCUCUGCAUUAUGCUGAGUAUUAUUUAGCAUCUUACUUAGCCUUUAGACUUGGCCAUGACACAAUUCCUGGCAUGGAGGGAGAUUAUGAAUGCAUUAUAUAGCCAGGCAGCAGGGGGAAGAAGAAAAAAAUUAAUGUUCCUAGCUACAAGCAGCCUGCCCCAUAGUCUCUUUUUAGCCUCUUGACGCCUCCAUGUUGGGAGCCUGAAAGAUACUUUAUUGAAGUUCGGGUAAAUGGCAAAAAUGGGUUCACUGAAAGGACAACUUUUCUAUCCCAUCAGCUUUAUUCUAGCCAGGCAGGGUGACCUCUAAGCCCCCCUGACCCGGGUAGGUCUCACAACGUGUACCUUCUGUGUCUCUCUACAUAGAUUUAGCGGCACCACUACUGUUUAGCGUCUUUGUAGAUUUUACCAUAGUAAUGGGGGAGAGAUGGGGCAGAUUCAAUGCGUGUUAUCGCAUUGUGUUGUCACCAAAAUAAUCCAAGAGAAAGGAAGAAGGGUGAAGUUACGGCCAAAUCUCUCUUCUCACUUCCCGCCUUCCCAUGGUUUAUUUCCCAACUGGCUAUUACCCUAUGACCAGAUCAAAGUAUCCAACGCCAAGUAAGUAGCUUUGCACUUUAAAAAACACGGGGGAAGUUUGCAAAGCGAUGAUUAAAAUCAGGAGGUAAAUGCAAUCGAGCGAGAAGGGAGAGAAUUUUUGUAUUAGAGGCGAAACAAUAGUUUAUUCUGUUUAGGAGUGCAAAAUGGUCCAGAUAUACCAUGGCACGUAUAGGUCUGGUACACGGGGCUGCAUUCCCCCCACUCCCCAUCAUCCUGUGUUCGAAGAUUAGAAGCUCUUUAAUUUCAGUGCUCUAUGUUCCAGAUUUACGUCGGCACAUAUAGAUUUGUCAUCAUGUGGGGGUAUGUUCCCCCUCAAACCGUGUAUUUCAUUGUUCGGUGAUUGGAUAUUAUCUCUACUUAUAUUACUGGGCUAUAAAAGUAACAUCAUCAACAAAAAAUGUUUCUCGAGGAUCAAAUUAACAUCUCAGGUCAGUUUAUUUUAACUCAUUUUCUUCUAGUCCAAUUUGCUUGAAAAUGACCCGCUUCAUUUUUUUUUUUUUUUUUUUUUUGGUUUCCCCCUCACAGCUAGAUUUUUGAGGAUUAAGAUUCUAACAUGAGUGAGAAGCAGUUUACAAGGCUUUAACGAGCUAUAAAAAAGACGUUAGAAAGCCCUUGUAUACAGACCCUUGAAGGGACCUCUGUUAAAUGUAGUUCAAGAAGCUGUGAAACUUAGUUUCCUGUAUUGCCUGUUAAAAACCAACAGCUCCAGAGAUGUUUGGGGAGAUAACUUCCCACAAACAAGGGCCUUCAGGCGUUAUCUAAGUGCCUUCAGUUUUAUGAAAACUUUUCCAGUAUAUAGAUACACGUUUUCCCCUUUUGCUCUAGGGCUAAUCCACAGAAGUGGCAUAGUUUAACUUCCAGACUCUUCAGUUAACAUAAUAUCCCAGGUCUUUACAGCCACUUGUGUCCUUUAUCCCUCACAUAGUUGGAAAAUGUUCGUCUGCACUGUUAAUUGUAAUUAAAAGACAAACAUUCAGCCAGGCUUAAGUGAAUGAGUUACGGGUUUGCAACCAUAACUGACAGCACCUCGAACGUGUAACUUACAUUUAUUGUGGUCUCGUAUAUCAUUAUCCAGAGAUAUAGUUUUAUGUACUUCCUAAUCUGUCCUUAUGAUUUAUUUUGAUGGGCAAGAUACCAAACCAAACAUUUUGGGACUUUAGUGAAAGACUAGUAUUUCCUUACAAACAGCCAGCAGCCGUUAUGGUAAUGGUAUUAACAGUUUCUGGCAAAUGACACCCUUUUCUGUUUGUUUGUUUCGUUGGCUAUGGAUUGUCUUCCUAUGAGGAAAAGUAUUUUCCCAACUCAGCAAUAGAUAGUUUUGAGUUGAGAGAGAGAGAGGGGG
Trachemys scripta elegans is the source of this 6323-nucleotide messenger RNA. RefSeq names its product homeobox C4 (gene HOXC4). Gene Ontology annotation, cellular component: nucleus. The coding region runs from base 943 to 1836 and encodes 297 amino acids. The record is from RefSeq and is a predicted model, not a curated record. Gene Ontology annotation, biological process: embryonic skeletal system morphogenesis; regulation of transcription by RNA polymerase II; anterior/posterior pattern specification. Gene Ontology annotation, molecular function: RNA polymerase II cis-regulatory region sequence-specific DNA binding; DNA-binding transcription factor activity, RNA polymerase II-specific. The transcript is spliced from 2 exons. NCBI's taxonomy places the organism in Eukaryota, Metazoa, Chordata, Testudines, Emydidae.